This is a messenger RNA of Nelumbo nucifera (sacred lotus), 2215 nucleotides long. RefSeq names its product mitotic checkpoint protein BUB3.3-like. Gene Ontology annotation, biological process: positive regulation of translational termination; positive regulation of translational elongation. Lineage: Eukaryota; Viridiplantae; Streptophyta; Magnoliopsida; Proteales; Nelumbonaceae. Gene Ontology annotation, molecular function: RNA binding; translation elongation factor activity; ribosome binding. The record is from RefSeq and is a predicted model, not a curated record.
CCCCCCAUCGAAUUAAUGGAGGGGGCUUGUUUGAAGAUCGAAAAACCGAUCGGAGACGCCAUAACUAAAAUCCGGUUCGCUCCUCAAUCCAACAACCUCCUUAUCUCGUCAUGGGAUUCUAUUCUUCGAGUAUACGAUGUCGAUAACUCUUUACUUAGAUUAGAAGCUUCCUCGGAGGCUGCACUUCUGGAUUGCUGUUUUCAGGGCGAAUCUGUUGCAUUUAGCGUGGGCACUGAUUGUUGUCUUAGAAGGUAUGACAUUCAUUCAGGAACCCAUAAGGCAAUUGGGGCUCAUGAUGAUUUGGCAACAUGCGUUGAAUUUUCUGAGGAAACCUGUCAAGUAAUUACAACUGGUUUGGAUAAAAAGAUAAUGUGUUGGGAUACUCGCAUAUCGGAUUUUGUUGCAUAUUCAAAAGCUGUAGGUUCAGAGGUUGAAUGUAUGUCAGUAUGUGGGCUUUAUUUGCUACUUGGGGUUGGAGCUUCAGUAAAUAUCUUUGAUUUGCGCUAUUUAGAAGGUCCAAUUCAAACAAAAAAUUCAGCAAUGGACUAUAGAAUUGAGUGUGUUUGCUCAUUUCCUAAUCACAAAGGAUAUGCAAUUGGAUCAAUUGAUGGACGUGUUGCAUUAGCAUGUCUAGAUCCUUCAGAGGAGAACGGAACGGGUUGCGUUUUCCGGUGCCAUCCAAAGUACAAGGAUGGGAGAUAUCAUCUUGUUGCAGUGAAUGACAUUGUGCCUCAUCCACACCAGUAUGGUGCCUUUGUCACUGGCGAUAAUGAGGGGUAUGUUAUUGCAUGGGAUGGACAAAGCAGGAAAAGGCUAUUUGAGUUGCCAAGGUUUCCCAGGAGUGUAGCUUCCUUGUCAUAUAACCACAAUGGGCAACUUCUGGCUGUUGCAUCAAGCUACAUAUAUGAAGGGGAAAAGGAAAUAGAAAACCCUCCUCAAAUAUUCAUACAGAAAAUGGAUGAGAGCCAUGUGAGAUCAGCUUCUUCUGGAACCCAAAAAUCUGGAAGCUUGCUGAUUUUACUGCAUUCUUUCAGCCUUUCUGAUAGAUUAUUGGGGAGUGUUAUUGGGAAUAUCUCCCUUUCUUUUAAGCUUUUUUCUCAUGGGAGAAAUUCUCAAUGCAAGACUGCAAGGGACUGUGAACAAUUUGUGAGCACUGAAGUUGAUUUCCCAAGUUUGAUUUUUAAGGUGCCCGGAAUCCUGUGUUGGGUUCGAAACAUAAAAAUAAGUCGUGAGAGAGAGAGAGAAAGAGAGAUAGAAUCUGUAUAUAAAUUGAUUCUCUCUCUCACCCUAUACUCAGUCUUCUAUCCAGCUCUCUGCAACUUUCCCUCCACUAUCUGCAUUCCCCGACUGGAAAGCUCAGUAGCCAUGUCGGACGAGGAACACCAUUUCGAGUCGAAGGCCGAUGCUGGAGCUUCAAAGACCUACCCUCAGCAGGCCGGAACGAUCCGUAAGAACGGGUACAUUGUGAUUAAGGGGAGGCCUUGCAAGGUUGUGGAGGUUUCAACUUCCAAGACUGGCAAGCACGGACAUGCUAAGUGCCAUUUUGUUGGAAUUGACAUCUUCAAUGCUAAGAAGCUUGAAGAUAUUGUGCCAUCUUCCCAUAACUGUGAUGUUCCCCAUGUCACUCGUACUGACUACCAGCUGAUUGAUAUUUCUGAAGACGGAUUUGUGAGUCUUUUAACUGAAAAUGGUAAUACUAAAGAUGAUUUGAGGCUCCCAACAGAUGAACAGUUGCUUACCUCGAUCAAAGAUGGUUUUGCUGAGGGGAAAGAUCUUGUUGUGACUGUCAUGUCUGCAAUGGGCGAAGAGCAGAUCUGUGCUCUCAAGGACAUUGGCCCCAAGUAGCUUUUCCUUGGUUUGUGUUUUAUUAUUGCAAUUUGAGGUUAAGAUUUUUGUAAGGUCUCUUAUUUUGGACCGAGAAGAUAUAGUUAGUAGCUUUUGCAAUGGUUUUACUUGGAAUUAAACCAGGGUUUCCUUCGGGCAUGGAAUACUCGCUGCCGUGGUUUUACACUUGUGGGGUUAACGCAUCUUCAGGACUUUGUUUUUCAAUAGCAGCUUUUAUUCAAUAUUUUUGAUGCUUUGAAUUAGAAAACUGCCGUCUAUCGUUUUGUUGUGUGGUAUGCAACGAGGCAAGCUUCAUUUCUAGCAAGACUGUAUAUAAACCUCUUUAAGUAUUGUUUUUCUUUUUUAUGGCAAGUUUUCACCUUUCUAUUCA